This is a messenger RNA of Etheostoma cragini (Arkansas darter), 2227 nucleotides long. RefSeq names its product pre-B-cell leukemia homeobox 1a (gene pbx1a). The coding region runs from base 59 to 1402 and encodes 447 amino acids. Gene Ontology annotation, biological process: animal organ morphogenesis; regulation of transcription by RNA polymerase II; embryonic organ development. Gene Ontology annotation, cellular component: nucleus. The record is from RefSeq and is a predicted model, not a curated record. The transcript has 10 exons. Gene Ontology annotation, molecular function: RNA polymerase II cis-regulatory region sequence-specific DNA binding; DNA-binding transcription factor activity, RNA polymerase II-specific. Lineage: Eukaryota; Metazoa; Chordata; Actinopteri; Perciformes; Percidae.
AAGAAGAAAAAAAAAGAAAAAAAAGUUGGAGGCAAGGCAGCAGGGACCGUGGUCAAGGAUGGACGAGCAGCCUCGGUUGAUGCACUCCCACGGGGUAGGCAUGGCCGGACACCCUGGCAUGGCGCAGCAUAUGCAGGAUGGCACGGCGGGGACGGACGGAGAGGGACGAAAGCAGGACAUCGGAGACAUAUUACAGCAAAUAAUGACCAUCACAGACCAAAGCUUAGACGAAGCCCAGGCGAGGAAACAUGCACUGAACUGCCACAGAAUGAAACCUGCUCUCUUCAACGUCUUGUGUGAAAUCAAGGAGAAAACAGUGCUCAGUAUCCGUGGCGCCCAGGAGGAAGAGCCCCCAGAUCCUCAGCUGAUGCGACUGGACAACAUGCUGCUGGCGGAGGGCGUGGCCGGGCCGGAAAAAGGUGGCGGGUCGGCAGCUGCUGCAGCCGCUGCAGCAGCCACUGGCGGUAUUGGUGCUGACAACUCAGCAGAACACUCCGACUACCGUGCCAAGCUGUCUCAGAUCCGACAAAUUUACCACACAGAGCUGGAGAAAUAUGAACAGUUGGACAUCGUCCCGACUGGUGGUGGAUAUGGACAGAGGCAAAACUUUAAAAAAAAUGCGUGCAAUGAGUUCACCACCCAUGUUAUGAACCUGCUGAGGGAGCAGUCUCGCACACGACCCAUCUCGCCCAAAGAGAUCGAGCGCAUGGUCAGCAUCAUCCAUCGCAAGUUCAGCUCCAUCCAGAUGCAGCUGAAACAGAGCACCUGCGAGGCUGUGAUGAUCCUGCGCUCACGCUUCCUCGAUGCCAGACGAAAGAGGAGGAACUUCAACAAACAGGCGACAGAGAUCCUAAACGAGUACUUUUACUCCCACCUCAGUAACCCCUAUCCCAGCGAGGAGGCCAAAGAAGAGCUGGCUAAGAAAUGCAGCAUCACAGUCUCACAGGUAUCAAACUGGUUUGGGAAUAAGAGAAUCCGAUACAAGAAAAACAUCGGCAAGUUCCAAGAAGAGGCCAAUAUGUACGCAGCACGGACCGCAGUCAGUGCAACCAGUGUGUCUGCUCACGGCAGCCAGGCAAACUCCCCAUCAACUCCCAAUUCAGCAGGUUCUGCUGGCUCUUUUAACAUGUCAAACUCCGGAGACUUGUUCAUGAGUGUGCAGUCCCUCAAUGGGGACUCGUACCAAGGGGGGCAGGUUGGGGCCAACAUACAAUCCCAGGUGGAUACCCUUCGCCAUGUUAUCAGCCAGACCGGAGGAUACAGUGACAGCCUCGCAGCCAGCCAGAUGUACAGUCCACAGGGCAUCAACACAAAUGGUGGCUGGCAAGAUGCUCCGACUCCUUCGUCAGUGACAUCGCCCACAGAAGGACCCGGAAGCGUUCAUUCGGAUACUUCCAACUGAAUAAAUCCAUCUCUACACCUCAUCUACAAAAAAACAUGGACUGACCUUGCAAUUCACAGUAUUAAACAAAGGAAUUCACUGCCCAACAGUUUGGAGAGGUACUGUGAAAUCCUAACCAGAAAAAAAAGUAAUAUUUCCUCUGCUUCUAACGUUGGACAUUUGGGAUACAAACAAAACGUUUCACAAUAAAAAUCAAAACAAUACCGCAAUCAUUGAAGGCGUUUGUACAGAUUUCACAUUAUAUUCAGAGGGCUGGGGUUGCUUAUUUACUCGUAAUGUUUUCACUCAUUAUGAUGAAAUGAUAUUAUAAAAGUAAAUAAAUCAAAUCAUUGGAUUUUAACUGAAAAUACUUCAUUCUACCUCUCAGCCACUAAAAAAAAUUUAAAAAAUAUGUCAGUGACCAUUAUUUGUUUUGUAAAAAUGAAACUUGUCUUUGCAAGCAGGAGGCACAUCUUCUUACUUACAUUUUGUUGUCUCUCACCUAUUCUAUGGUACGCCAUUUAGACUUAAAUAUUGCUCAGUUGUUUACAAUGUGUGCUUGAUAAAAGUAUGUUCAUCUUCCCCUCUGUCUCCGACAAGUCAAAACACAGUUCUGUCAGGAGAAUUUACCUCUUAGGUAACCCUGUGAAGUAUGUUAUCUGUAAAACAAUAAAUAAAUACUUGUCAUCAAAUCGGACAAACUUGACAUCAUUCAUUAAGAUGGAGGAUACAUAAAAACAAUUCUUUUUUCACACUGUUGGUUUUGUUUCUGUAGCAUAUUGGUAGAGUGACAGACAUAUAAUUGCAAUGAGAAAAACAGAAGUGUUGCUCUAUAAUGGACAAGGA